Sus scrofa (pig) is the source of this 5833-nucleotide messenger RNA. RefSeq names its product ankyrin repeat domain 34C (gene ANKRD34C). The record is from RefSeq and is a predicted model, not a curated record. Gene Ontology annotation, molecular function: protein binding. Lineage: Eukaryota; Metazoa; Chordata; Mammalia; Artiodactyla; Suidae.
AGCUGCUGAAAGAGCAAAGGAGAAAGGAAUUCACAUGCCUACUCUGGUCUGGGAUCUGCAGUGUCAGACUCUGGGAGUGUCCCCUCACUACUCCUGACCUGAGGGUCGCCAUGCCCCAUCUGCCCCCACCCCCUGGGGCUCCUAGAGGCUCAAGCUAAAUUGCUAAGGGAGUCUAAUCCCUCAAGAGCUGGGGAUGAGGGGGCGGGGUGGCCGGCGCCUCUGCCCGCAGCUGCAGGUAGGCACUUCCCCACCCCCGCUGCCCCCUCCUUCCUCCUUCCUCCUCAGCACACACACCCACACAACCCGCUCCAGCCUCGGCUGGAGAGAUGCUCUCAGGCACCCGCGGGCAGCAGCACCUCAUCAGCCAGUAGAGCCGGAGAAGGAGCUGGAGGGCUGGGGUGGCGCAGGAGAUCUGCAAACCAGAACUGGGGACAAUUCUUGUCUUUCUUUCACGCUUUCUUUCUCUUUAAAAAAGCUCCCUUGUUCCCACUGCAACUUGGAGGAGCAGGGAGUGAUUCGAAGGAACUGACGCAGAAGCUUUAUUUAUAAACCUUAAAGAAGUUCUGGGCAAGUCACUCAACAGGACCCGCGAGGCCCGGGUUCCCCCAGCUCCCAGCGCUGGUUCAGCCUGGCAAGCCAACCCACAGCCUCAGGCAGGGGUGCGGGGCGCCCCCUGACUUUGCUUUUGGAGUCAUGACACUACCCGUGGCUUGGACCCAGGUGGUCUCGCUUGGUGAGCGUCCCCACCAGGUGUGAUCACCACUGCGGCUCAGGGACGCUAAGCCGUGGCCAGUAUGAUGGAUGACGACACGGAAUUAAGAACGGAUGGCAACUCACUUUUAAAGGCGGUGUGGCUGGGGAGGCUCAGGCUGACCCGACUCCUCCUGGAAGGUGGCGCCUAUAUCAACGAAAGCAAUGACAAGGGUGAGACGGCUCUCAUGGUGGCAUGCAUCACCAAGCAUGUGGACCAGCAAAGCAUCAGCAAGUCCAAGAUGGUGAAGUACCUGCUGGACAACAGGGCUGACCCCAAUAUUCAGGAUAAGUCCGGCAAGACCGCCCUCAUCCAUGCUUGCAUCAGAAGAGCUGGGGGAGAAGUGGUCUCCUUACUUCUGGAGAAUGGAGCGGAUCCCAGCCUCGAGGAUCGCACAGGGGCUUCAGCUCUGGUUUACGCAAUAAAUGCAGAUGACAAGGAUGCGUUGAAACAUCUCUUGGAUGCCUGCAGAGCCAAAGGCAAGGAGGUGAUUAUCAUAACCACAGAUAAAUCCUCUUCAGGCACCAAAACCACCAAACAGUAUCUUAAUGUCCCUCCUUCACCCAAAGAGACAGACAGACAGUCGCCUCCACUGUGUGCAUCCCCCUCGGACAUUGAACUGAAGGCCCCAGGCCUGGGUUGUCCACCCAGUGAGAAGGAAGAUGACUUCUUCAGCCUCCAGGCAGGGCAUCCAAGUGGCUGCAACACCUCGAAGGCUCUGAAUGACCCCGGGUCACCCACUAGGAAAGUUGGGAACCUCAAAAGGGCCCGUCUGCCCCAACUGAAGAGGCUCCAGUCCGAACCCUGGGGCCUGAUCGCACCCUCCGUGUUGGCCGCCUCCACACGUCAGGACGAGAACCAUGGUGUUGGCACAGACAACGAGGUCAUCAAGAGCAUUAGUGAUGUGUCCUUCCCCAAAAGGGGACCUCUCUCCAGAACCAACAGUAUCGAUAGCAAAGACCCCAGCCUCUUCCACACGGUCACAGAGCAGGUUCUGAAGAUUCCAGCCUCUUCAGCACCGGCAUCGUGGAAAGCAGCCUAUGAGAAAAGUCAGGCUUCCCACCCGCGUCUGGCCAGAAGGGGAACGCUCCCCAUUGACCAAGAGAAGGGAGGUAUCAGCCCCUCAGGUCCCUCUGCUCUCAAAGAUGCAGUGUCCCUUAAGCGGCUGGAAAAUGACCUCUAUGACUUAGAUUUACAGGCAGGGACGGAACUGCCCAACUCUAUUUCCCUUGAACCAGGCAAAGGACCCUUAGAUCGAAUGAAGCUCAACAGUUCCCACCUGUCCCUUUUCCAGGGCUCGAGGGAGUCCCUGGAUACUGUGCCCAGCACAUCCCCCAGCUCAGCACGCCACAGACCACCCCAUCUCCUAGAAAGACGGGGUUCCGGAACUCUGUUACUAGACCGAAUUUCUCAGACCAGGCCUGGCUUCCUUCCGCCUUUAAAUGUCAAUCUGAACCCACCUAUCCCCGAUAUUAGAUCGAGCAGCAAGCCUUCCUCUCCACUUGCUAGUGGCUUAAAAUCCAUGGUUCCUGUAGCCCCAAGUUCACCAAAGAGAGUUGACUUGAGAAGUAAAAAGAAGCUCCUAAGAAGGCACUCCAUGCAAGUUGAGCAGAUGAAGCAGCUGUCUGACUUUGAAGAGAUCAUGACCUAGAAGCUUUCAGAGAGGGUUUUCUUUUUUUUUCUAAAUCUCUAUAGUUUAUGAAAAGUACCAUAAUCUAGACCAACACAGGCACGCAGAUUUUCUGCAUCCCGAACACCCCUUAAUGCUGGUCUGUGGCCGCUUCAGAAGAUACAGGGAACAGGGUGCUGCUUCCCUUCUGAAAUAAUGUCUGGGUUUUGAUAAGAGCUUGAAAAGAGCAGAGAGUAUCUGGGUUUUGAAGAGGAAAUUCCACCCUCCCCCCAAAAAAAAUCUCCAAUGGAAGAAAAACCUUUGGGGUUUGAAAGUCACAGAGAAGGUACAAUGAUCUAAGCUGCUGAUACCAGUUAUUGUCUAUCAGACAGACAAGCAUUUAAAUUAUGAGAUGGUAUUUGGGGUGUGUCGUGUGUCAUAAAUCUAUGAAGUGCCUAUAUAGAAAACGAGGCUUUAAUAUUUGGGAGAUGGUGCCGAAGCUCAAAACCAAUCCUGAGGCUAUGAAAUCUGGGUAGCUGGGUUACAGCUGGAGGAACAGAGGCAGAAUUGUCCCAUCAGAGAAAUUCUAGCAGGUUGGUUCUGCCUCUUACUGUGUGUCAUGGGGUUUAGUGGUAUAGCACACUGAGGUUGAGACCUUACAGAACUCCAGUAACAGACUUUGUUCACGUCCUAAUUUGGCUGUGGUUUGAGUCCCCAAAUAUUCCAUCUACACCCCUACCCCCAAUUCUAUUGUGUCACAGUAGUGGGUGCCUCAGAGAUGAAUCUUGCCCGGGAAUGGCGUUGGUCUCCCACCCUGACACAGGUUCUGUGUUAUAGUCAUGUGAAAAACAGUUGGGGACUAUUAGCUAAUUUGGAGGUCAAUGUUACACAGCUCAUAAAAUAGACCCACAGGAGGCAUUUCCUGAUUGUUCUAAAAACAAACAAACAAACAAACAAAAACUUGGUGAGAUCUCCCCCAAACUAGAAUGAUUCACAAUGAUGGAAUGUGCGAAGAUGGAAAGGCAGAGCCGAUGGUUCUCAGGCCAGAGGUGGUGGGGACCACCUGUAGCCUGAAAAUGUUAAGGGAGGCAAACUGUCAUUUUCCUGUCACUUAUCUGGGUAAUUCAAGAACAUCUGGCUUCUUCUUUGCCUGAAUUAUCUACGUGAUGGGAGAUUUGUCGAAAUAACCUGUAGAACCUUUUAAAGUCACUUUUCACAAACCCAAGAAGGGAAGCAGACAUUUAGCGCAUUUGGUGGAAGGUAGCCACAUUCUCCACGAAGACAUUUCUGGUUAUUUCCUCACUUAUUUUUCCUUUCAUGCUGCUUAGAUAUAUUUGCUCUAAUGUUAAAAAAAAAAAUCAGUAGUCCUUGGGGAGAGCAUCACAUAGAGGAAAGAAGAAAGGCCUUGAGAUCUGGAUUUGCAUCUCUGUUUCAUCAUUUACCAGCUGGGGGACCUUGAGGAAGCAGCUUAACUUCAAGCUUCCCCUCCCUCUUCUGUAAAAUGGGGUCAGUAAUGCUUUGCCUUGCAAGGGUGUGGUGAGAAUUAAAUGAGAUAAUGUAUGAAAGAGCUUGUAACUGUGCCUGGCGCAGUCAGAAGUAACUGGAUAAGAGGUGACAAGCUGUAAUAUUUUUCAGACCUCUGAACCCUCAAAAUCUCAAAUAAUACAUAAUACCUUACACAAAGUGAAGUAAAGUCUAGCCGGAAAAAGUCAAGUGUCCCUUUGAGAUGCUCAGGGGUUCUAUAAAGGCUGAGCCCUAGGCUCAUUUGUAAAGGAAAUUAAAUUCUGCCACAGAAGCUCUGCAUAUCAGUCCGUUUCUACAAUGACAUUUGCUAGAAGUUUAUCUGAAUAUCCCAAUCGAAAGCGCUAAUGAUGGUUAUGAAUGCACCAAGUGUUUUGUUUUUAAGUAAUUCCUUAGGGCAGGCACAUACUCAACCUCGGCACUAGUGACAUUUUGGGUGGGAUAGUUCUUUGCUGUGGGAGGCUGUCCUGUGCCUUGUAAGUUGUUUAGCAGCAUCCCUGGCCUCUACCCCCUUGAUACCAGUUCCAUCUUCUGCCCACAUUGUGACGACCAAAAAUAUUUCCAGAUAUGGCCAGACAUCUCCUGGAGGCAAUAUCCCCCCCCCCGCCCCAGCUGUUUCUACUGCUCUAGGAGGACCACUGUGUAGAUGGCAGUAACAGGUCAAGAGAAAUGAAACUGCCUGUGCAGGCUGGCUAGGAGGGCUCUCACAAUAACUUAACGGCAAGCCAAAUUGUGAUUUGGUAAGAUGACUAAUAUGUAACAUGGGCCUUCAGGAUUCUUGGCAUGAGUGCCCCUUGUACGUUGCAGGAAGGGUAGAAAAAUGGGAAGAAGAGCACGUAAGCCAGUGACAAUCUAGGGCUCCUGGAUUUGGUUUUACGUGGACAACCCGUAAGGACCACUUAGAUGGUAAUAGUUCUCACCAAGUGGACAGGAUUCCAGGCAAAGCAACGACUCUGCAAUGCAUUAAAGAGAGAACCAGACAGACAACAAUUGUUCUCAGCAGCUCGUUAAACAGACACACACACACUAUCUUAAAUACUUUUCCUGUGGUCCUUAGUGUCAGUUAAAACUAACCUCGGCUAGCAGUAUCUAACUGUGGGGAUAGCCAGACACUGCAUAAGAGAAUUUUUCUUCAUCUUCAGCUAAGAUUUGAAAGCCUAAUUCAUCCUCAGUCGUGAACGUGGUACAUUCGUAGCAAUUAGCUUAUAGGUGAAGCGCUGAACAUGAGGAGCUGCCCACUAAGAAUAGAGCCUGUCCCUCGCACCAACGUGCAAGAGGUACGCUCACGCCCGUCACUGCCUGCAUCCGUCAGUCGUGACCUUUUCACUGAUCUUUCCGUAGACAGUCAUCAGGAUAGCACCUUGUUUUAUCACACUCUGACGAUGCGUUAGUUGAAUUAGGCUAUUCCAAACUAGAACAACUGCCGCAAUACUCAAUUAUGGUUAAUACAUACGUGGGCAACUUUCUUCAUGUGACCAAACCUUACAGGAAUGCUUUUUAAAAGCAUCUUUAGAUUCAAACAUGCUUUCUCGAUUAGAGAUGAUGGGGAGCCUUAGCGUCACUACAGAAGUUAGCUGCAAACUGUAGUUUUAAUAACCCAUCUACUUAAGACUCUUUGGAAUGUUUAUCAAAAUAUACUAUAGGAUGUGAGUCUAAAGUGGAAUGCCUGGAGUUGGGGUUUAAUUCCUAGACAUUCCAAAGCCUUUGUUUGUGUGCUUAAGUCCACUGUUGAUUCUCCUAGAAUUUCACCCAGUAGAUGCAGGUUUCGUUUGACCAUUCUCCUUUGUGUGUGUUGGUACUUCAGAUGUACUGUGUGUUGCUUGAACUGGUUCUCUACCAUGUUCUAUCCUAGUCUCAAGCUGACGAUGUGCUCAGGAUGUAUCAAAAUCCAUGUAAUGGAACUAUUUAGAUAUUUCUAAUACAUCAAUAAAAGAUAUAUUGCAAUCCUUCAA